CUUACACAAGUCCCUCUCUUUUCAUCAAACAGAAACAGAUAAACUAAAAAGGAUAGAUAGCAAUAUCAUAUCUUCUUAUCUUUAUCAACAUCUCAAUCAUCCUUUUUCACUAAUCAUUUCCAAAAUUAAUGGCAACACGAAUUAGUCCAAUUAGCCCUAACGAUCUGCAGUUCCAGUUUGAUGAAUCUGAUAUAUGGGAAAACACUAAUAAUCCCGACGAAAUUAGCAAUUUUUCUCGUCACUCUGAGUCCAAAAGAUCAAAUUCUAGUUCACGUUUCUCGAAAAAACCAACAAAAAAAUCUGUACCAGCACCAAGAUCGCUGCCUGUGAACAUACCGGAUUGGUCGAAAAUCCUAGGACAAGAGUACAAGAAUGAUGAUAUUCGAGACAAGGAGGACGUGGAUGAGGAGAAUAGAAUUCCACCUCAUGAAUAUUUAGCAAGGACAAGAGUGGCUUCAUUUUCAGUGCAGGAAGGUAUGGGGAGGACACUUAAAGGAAGAGAUUUGAGUAGGGUGAGGAAUGCUGUUUGGAAACAAACUGGUUUUGAAGAUUAACAGAUUCACAUUUUACGGGUACUUUGUUAUGUCUCGUUGAUAUAGAUAAUAGAUAUCCGAUAACUUUAUUCAUAAGGUUUGAACUUACGAGAGAAAACAUCUAGUAUUUUUAUCUCUGAGAACUCGUGAUCUUAAUCAUUAUUGAUCACGAGUUCCACCUUUUAGAUACUUUUUGGGUUUUUUAUGGACCACUGUGUCAUGUUUUGUAAGUAUUUUGGGUAAAUUGAUUUUUUUUUUUUU
Molecule: messenger RNA, 794 nt
Organism: Capsicum annuum
Lineage: Eukaryota; Viridiplantae; Streptophyta; Magnoliopsida; Solanales; Solanaceae
Exons: 1
Coding region: 129-554 (141 amino acids)
Source: RefSeq, a predicted model, not a curated record